Messenger RNA from Puccinia graminis f. sp. tritici CRL 75-36-700-3, 474 nucleotides. Its product is annotated as NADH dehydrogenase (ubiquinone) 1 alpha subcomplex 8. The record is from RefSeq and is a predicted model, not a curated record. Gene Ontology annotation, biological process: mitochondrial electron transport, NADH to ubiquinone. Bases 1 to 474 code for a protein of 157 amino acids. The transcript is spliced from 6 exons. Lineage: Eukaryota; Fungi; Basidiomycota; Pucciniomycetes; Pucciniales; Pucciniaceae.
AUGACGACCUACAGACCACCGCAUUAUGGAAACACCCAAAAACCAUUUGUGGAUCCCACGCCGAUGCCGAACGAUGUGCCGAAGGUGUCCGAAUUAGGAGUCAGCUCGGCCCCGCUCAAGAGCGCCUCCUUCUACAUCGGAUCGUUCUGCAAACCUUACUCCGAGGACUUCAUGCUUUGUAAGGCCGAGGAUCAGAACCCGGAGCAUUGUUUGAAAGAGGGUCGUCGGGUCACCCGUUGUGCUCAAGAGGCGAUUACUAAAAUUAAAGCGGCUUGUUUGGAUGAAUUUACGUCGCAUUGGAAAUGUCUCGAUCGGAAUAAUCAUGGCUUUGAGUUUUGUCGAAAACCGGAAAAAGAUUUGAACGCCUGUUUGUUUCAAAAAUUGCAAUUUAAAAAAGAAAUCCCAGGAUCUCCUAGUGGUCAAGUGCCUAUCCAUGAGAAAAAGAACCCCAUCUACGGCCCCAUCCAACGAUAA